AUGGCAGUAACAGACGCGUAUAUCUCCGCUCUCGACCACAACAAAGAAUGGGCUGCCAAAAUCGCCCAAGAAGACCCGACCCUGUUCGCCACUCUCGCUGUCGGCCAGCAUCCCCAAAUCCUCUGGAUCGGAUGUUCUGAUUCUCGUUGUCCCGAAACCACCCUCCUUGGACUCAAACCCGGCGAUGUCUUCGUCCACCGGAAUAUCGCCAACAUCAUUCAUGUGACGGAUCUCAGUUCCUCUGCUGUGAUCGAGUAUGCUGUGCGUCAUCUCAGAGUCAAGCACGUCGUGCUGUGCGGACACACCAGUUGUGGUGGUGUCGCUGCGGCGCUGGGCAACAAGCCAUUGGGGAUUCUGGAUCCGUGGCUUCUGCCUCUAAGACAAAUCCGGUCGCAGCAUCUCAAAGAGUUGCAGGGUAUGUCGGCGGCUGAGGCGAGCUUAAAGGUCGUGGAAUUGAAUGUGCAAGAGGGGAUGAAGUUGUUGAAGCAGAAGGAUGUGGUGUUAGAGGCGAUUGAGAAACGCGGAAUGCAGGUCCAUGGGUUGAUUUAUGAUGUGGCGUGCGGGGUGCUUCGUGAGUUACAUAGUGAUGAGCCUGAAGAGGCGAUUAAGGCGAGAUUGGCGUCGUUUAAGCUGGAGGCUUAG
Aspergillus sclerotioniger CBS 115572 is the source of this 642-nucleotide messenger RNA. Its product is annotated as carbonic anhydrase. Lineage: Eukaryota; Fungi; Ascomycota; Eurotiomycetes; Eurotiales; Aspergillaceae. The transcript has 2 exons. Gene Ontology annotation, biological process: cellular response to carbon dioxide; cellular response to oxidative stress; carbon utilization. Gene Ontology annotation, cellular component: cytoplasm. The record is from RefSeq and is a predicted model, not a curated record. Bases 1 to 642 code for a protein of 213 amino acids. Gene Ontology annotation, molecular function: carbonate dehydratase activity; zinc ion binding.